This is a messenger RNA of Ixodes scapularis (black-legged tick), 600 nucleotides long. RefSeq lists its product as uncharacterized. Bases 1 to 600 code for a protein of 199 amino acids. The transcript is spliced from 4 exons. The record is from RefSeq and is a predicted model, not a curated record. NCBI's taxonomy places the organism in Eukaryota, Metazoa, Arthropoda, Arachnida, Ixodida, Ixodidae.
AUGUUUUUUGUCUUCAGGAAGGGCGACGCCAGGCAGGCGCCCGUGGGUGUUCAAGGCAUCCAGAAGCUACGUCAUUAUCAUCAUCAUCAUCAACAGCUGAACCGGCGGGAUCGCUACGCUGACGUCGCUGAAAAGGCUGAAGGCGGUGGAGUCUUUUAUAACAAGGUCUUCCGUAGGAGGUCCUUCGAGAUCAGGACACGGCCCACUCGUCCGCCCGUGCGUCCGGAGCGGCACGAGACGUGCGACGACGACAUGGACUGCCGGCGCUCUUCGAGCCAGAUCUGCAUCAAGCGGGCACGGGAGCCCAAGGGCCGCUGCCAGUGCCCCUUCUACCGCCCCGUCGAGGUCGCCUUCAACGGAGUCGUGCGCUGCGUCACCGCCAAGGACCUGUUCGACGAGUGCCGCGCCACGGAGGAGUGCACGGUGAGCAACCGGUACCUUCAGUGCGCGAACCGGCUCUGCGUCUGCACCGCGCCCUACGUCCUCAGCCAGCACGACGAGUGCGGUCCAGGCACUGGAGUGCGUAUCUGGCUCGCCUGGGUCCUCCCCAUCGCGGUCGUCCUCCUCGGUGCGGUGUCCUGCGCCGUUACUAGACGGUGA